This is a messenger RNA of Ilex paraguariensis (yerba mate), 2583 nucleotides long. Lineage: Eukaryota; Viridiplantae; Streptophyta; Magnoliopsida; Aquifoliales; Aquifoliaceae. The record is from the annotation of a GenBank genome assembly.
AUGAAUCCCAUCACUGAAGCUCCCCCGCCACAACCACCGCAGGCCCACAGGUCCUCUUUCAGCUGCGACAAACACCCAGAAGAGCAAUUCUCCGGCUUCUGCACUUCAUGUCUCUGCGAACGCCUCACCACCCUAGAUCAAUCCUCCUCGGCGGCUGCUGCCUCAUCCUCCCGCCGACCGUCCACCUCCUCCAACUCCGCAGCCGCCGCCCUCAAAUCUCUCUUCAGCAAAAUCCCCACCAACGCCGCCACUGAACCCACCAUCUCCACCAAACACAAACCCCUCAACAAACGUUCAUUCUUGGCCGAACUUCGUCGUACAAAAUCCUUCUCCGCGUCCAAAAACGAGGGUCUUGGUUUUUCGGGCGUCUUUGAACCGCAACGUAAGUCCUGUGAUGUUAGGGUUCGAAACACCCUUUGCAACCUUUUUAAUCUUGACGAUGAAUAUAAAAAUAAACCACCGCAUACUAACAUUCAAAGCUUAAAUCAAAACAAUGAAAACUUCACCACCCACAGUUUAGGCCCGGUUUCUUCUAAGGUCACGGGACCAGUUCUCGAGUCCAAAGAAGAGGAUACUGAAAAUAGCGACAGUGAUGAUGACAAUGACGACGAAAUUAGGGUUUUAGAAGAACCCAAUUAUGUGUCAAAUGUGGUGGAAGAAACUGUUCCCGAGAUUGUUGAUGAGAGUGUUGAGAAUGAUAUUAAAAGAAUGAAGGAUCACAUAUAUCUUGAUUCGCAGAUAAAAAAGAAUUCAGGGAUGGACUUGAAGGAAAUUGCGGGGUCUUUUUGGUCCGCAGCUUCGGUGUUUAGCAAGAAAUGGCACAAGUGGAGGAGGAAACAGAAGCUGAAGAAGAUGAACGGUGGUGGGGAUACUGUGGCAUUGCCGGUGGAGAAACCCAUUUCGAGGCAGUAUAGAGAAACCCAGUCAGAAAUUGCAGAUUAUGGUUUUGGAAGAAGAUCUUGCGAUACUGAUCCUAGAUUCUCGCUUGAUGCGGGUAGGAUUAGCUUUGAUGAUUCAAGGUAUUCGUUUGAUGAGCCAAGGGCCUCUUGGGAUGGGUAUUUGAUUGGAAGGACUUUUCCGCGGCUUCCACCAAUGGGUUCGGUGGUGGAGGAUGCUCCUGUGGUGCAUGUUUUACGGUCGGAUAUGCAGAUUCCGGUGGAAGAACCCAUCAAUUGUAGAGAUGAGGAGGAAACAGUGCCUGGUGGGUCGACUCAGACUAAGGAAUAUUAUUCUGAUUCUUCCUCGAGGAGGAGGAAGAGUCUUGAUAGGUCUAGUUCUAUAAGGAACACUGCAGCGUCUGUGGUGGCGGAGAUGGAUGAAAUGAAGGGAGUUUCCAAUGCAAAAGUAUCUCCCGCAACCAUUGAUAAUUUUCAUGGAGGAAAGGUUAUGGUUGGGGAUAGGGAUGUAAGGAAUUCAAAUUCGAAUUCUUUGAGGGAUGAUUGUUCUGAGACUUUUGAGUUGAGUGGUUUUAGGGAUAUUGCUUCGGUUAUUGAGAACGAGGAGAGAAAGGAGUUGAAAAAGUCACGCCGGUGGAGUUGGAAUAUUUGGGGGUUUAUACAUAGGAGAGGAGGGAACAAGGAUGAGGAUGAAGAGAGGUAUAGUAGAGGAAAUGGGGUUGACAAGCCUCUUUCAGAGGCUUGGCAAGAGUUGAGGAGGGAAAAGAAUGGUGAAGUGAGAGGAGGGUUCAAUAGGAAAAGUUUCCGCAGUAAUAGCAGUGUGAGCUGGAGGAAUACUUAUAGCACUGGUGGAUCAUUUGGGAGUACAAGGAAAUCAGAUGCCGAGACGAAUGGGCAUGGUAAAACGAGGAGAGAUGAAUUUGUGUUGGAGAGGAAUCGGAGUGCUAGGUAUUCGCCUAAUCACAUUGAUAACGGGCUCUUGAAGUUUUAUUUGGCACCAAUGAGGAGCAGCUGGAAAGGUGGAUCAGGGAAAGGCAGGCCAAAUAAUUCCCAUUCAAUUGCGAGGAGUGUAUUGCGUCUGUACUGAGAUCAAAGAAAACUGGCAUUAGUUUUUCAGGGGGUAUUGCAAAUUUAUUUACCCCUCUUGGUGGCACAGUUAAAGCCUUGAAAUCAGUUUGAGUUUGCAGAAAGAAUGGCAUUUUGCUAGCUCUUGGUAUCAAUGGAUGGUUGUUAAAAGCUUGGAAAGCCCGGGAGAAAACAACUAAUGUUUACACAACAAAGGAAUCAUGACGGGCAGCGGGCUUUGAUACCCGAGGAUUUGUUGAUAUUCUCUCUCAUUUCUUCCCAUGAUCAUAUGAGCUCUCCACUCCCAUUUCUAGUCAGACAGGGUGAUCAAUCAAGGUGGAGCUGGUGGAGACAAUAUCCUGAAUUGCUUCAUAUCCAUUUGAAGAAUAAUACAACGCAUGGUUUGAAUCAGAAAAUAGUACCCGUGUUCGGACAAAGUCAACUAGAAGAAGUGAGUUCUUUUUUUCUCGGAGCCAUUGUACCCUUUCUUUAUUUCUCAAUUGGGGCUGUGUAUCUUCUAUAGUAAUUGGUUCAUGAGGAAUAGAUGCAUUGGGGAUUUGCUAAAUAGGGAAGAUUGAUCUUUGUCUGAAUUCCUUUAUUUUCCUUAAAGACAGAGACAGGC